CAGCCAGCACUGACCGGUAAACGGAAUAGCGAGUGGCCGUACUGGUAUAGGGCCUGCACUGGUCACUGUUUUGCAUUGUUAUUAUAGUAACUUGUUAGUGUAUAACAAUUAAAACAUGAGUGUAUAUACGGAAACCCAUGUGAUGGUAGCUAUAAUAAUUAUUAAUUAUAUAAAGAGGAUGAAUGUUCUGAUGAUCAAAGAGUUAUUCAAGUGUAUCUAGCCUGUAUACAUGCAUGUAAUUAUUAUAGUAGCAAUCAAACAUUUUUUUUGCGCUUGCUCUCAGCACCCUCCUACUAGCUGCAUUUCCUAGAAACACCACUGUGCUCAGAGAGGUAUAAUUAUGGUAUACUGUGUGCAUGUGUGUGUAUAGACUGCUACAGCUGCUCAGGGAUCAAUGAAGUGCUAACAAGAGUUUCUAUAAUAAUAUAUAGGCAUCUAUAGUAUCGUUUUUUUGGAUUGUAAUUUGCAGAUUUGCAGUUAUAGCUAUAAUUAUAGGUUUAUUUACUUGGAAUGCCAUCGAAGCCUUUCAGAAGAGUGAGUAGCAAAACUCGUCCAUGGAGUGUUGCUACUCUACUUAGUAGAUAAUUUUAUAUAGCUCUGCACUAUAAUUAUAGUGCUAGCUGGCUUUAUUGCAUGUAACUAUACUACCUAGCUUUUUGUAUUAAUUGUACCUGUUGUUUUGAUGUAUCAAAUGUGUUCUCCCAUAUGUGACAGGGCCUAGGAAAACGACCCUUAUCGCGCAAACUAAUAAAAACAUUUAUGACACAAAAUAUAAACUUGCUGAUUUUUCCCACCUUCUGAUUUUCUUUCAUAAUAUGCAACUUGAAAGCCUCCUCUACACUUGUGCGAAGUUUUUAGGCCUAAAAACGCUAAGCAAUGGCCAAGCGAGCAGUCUAAAGACAGCCACUAAAACGUUGCACGAUCACGAAAUUAAAUUCACGUAACACGGAGAAAUAUCCGAUAAGUAUUCCGUUGUCAAGGGGAAUUCCCCGCGGCUAAAAUUCAAGGUUUGUGCGAGCUGCAUGCAAGACUUGCAGGUGCAUCUUCUUCUAGCGCUUGGCAACUCUUUAAAAAGAUGUCUAGCUCCAAGAAAGCUGCACAGGCCAUUAAUGAAAUGGUACAGUUUGGGCAGAGUGACCAAUCAGAACUACUCAAGGUCAUAGAGGACUAUUUUGAUGACUGGGACUGCACGUCACCGUCUGAAGAUGAAGAUGAACCAUCUCAUGAUCAUGAUGAGAGUCUCAACUUCACAGAUGACUAUGGGUUGGACAUGGACGGGUUGGAUGAGAUGGAGGAAGGUGGCUACGGACCCUCAUCAGGCAGUCCUCAUGACAGAGGUGCCAGUGGUAGUCAGCAACAAGGUGAUCUUGAUGGCAGUGGCGUUAGUGAUGAGGAUGAGAACGAUGAUCAACCACUAACGUCACAGCAGCAGUUAGAUGAUGCCCUUUCCAGACUACCCCGGAAUCUGCCUCCCACCACACCGAGGGCACUCACUCCAGAGGAGCUGGAGAAGCAGGAGAAGGAGACUGUGGAAAAAUUUGUUCAAGGUGGAUGUGGGUGCCACAAAAACAAGGGAACUGACUGCUCAAAACACUACACCAUCGAGUACCUGCUAGCGAUGCGAUGUAGUUGUUUUGAGUUAACCAAGCAUGACUUGGACAUGGUGUUGUUGGGGCAACUCAUGGCUUCAAUGAAUAUGUCGGAACAGGUGGUAACGGAAUCGAGGCACCCAGGGACUCCCAGGAAACGGGUGAGGAUUGCCUACCAUCAUCAAGGACACCCUGUGUGCGCUCGUAUGUAUCGGUUCCUCAACGUUGUUGGUGAGUUAAAGACUAGCAAAGGAGAACAUAAUUAUAAAACACCAUCAUUGCAAAACACUUACCCAACAGGUGAGAGUAGACUGGACAAUCUGAUCUCAAACCUGAAGGAUAAUGGGCUUGUGCCAAGGGUGCAUGGGAACACGCACCGCCUUCCGAAGAACACCUUAUCUCAUGAAGAUAUUAAGAACAUCCUUCAAUUCCUCCUGAACUAUUCGGAGGCAAACGGAGUUCUUUUGCCCGGGCGAGUACCUGGGUACAGUAGCUCUGAUAUCAAGCUGCUGCCAUCCAGCACAUCUAAGCGGUGUAUAUGGAAGCUGUACAUUGAAGCAAUGGGUAAGGAGGAAAGUCGGGCAGCCGCUUACAGGACUUUUUGUCGACUAUGGCAGCAAUUACUACCAUACCUUGUUCUGAUGAAGCCAAUGACUGACCUGUGCUGGGUGUGCCAAAAAAACAGCACAGCUGUAUUGCGAGCAGUCAACGAUCCCGAGAGUAUCAAAUCCUCCACGCUCAAGGCCUUCGAGGAUCACUUGACACUGGUGCAGCUCGAGCGAUCGUACUAUCGGACGACUUUGGAUCAGUGCAAAGAGUCGAUAAGGGAGCACUUCACUACAGCAGCUGUGGAGUUUCAGCCACCCCCUCUCUUCUCAACUCCCCCUGCUAACUCAGUGCCAAUCAAGGCCCACUACAGCUUUGACUAUGCACAACAGGUGCACUUCCCAAGUAACCCUCUCCAACCAGGUCCCAUCUACUUCUUGACCCCUAGGAAGUGUGCUGUAUUUGGAAUUGCAUGUGAGGCCAUUCCCAGACAGAUCAACUUUCUGUGUGAUGAAGCUGGUGAUUGUGGGAAAGGGGCCAACACGGUUAUCAGCCAGCUUCACUACUUCUUCGAGCACCACAGCCUGGGAGAGAAAGAAGUGUAUCUCCAUGCUGAUAACUGUACUGGGCAAAACAAGAACAACGCCAUGAUACAGUACCUUGCCUGGAGAGUCCUGACGAAGAGACACACCAAGAUCACCUUGUCCUUCUUGGUUGUUGGGCACACCAAGUUCACUCCAGACUGGUGCUUCGGCUUGUUUAAGCGCCUGUACCGUCGCACCUCCAUCGGUAGCCUCAAGGACAUGAGCCAAGUUGUGGAGCGCUCUGCAGUGUGCAAUGAAGUGCAAUUGGUGGUAGGUGAUGACGGAGAAGUCAUCGUCCCGACCUACGACUGGACAGACUUCUUCGCCACCAGUUUCAAGAAACUACCAUCGCUGAAGAAGUACCACCACCUCAGGAUGACGUCUUCUAUGCCUGGGAAGGUGUAUGUUAAGGAGAGAUCAGAUGGCCAGGAGAAUGAGCACACUCUUCUCAAACCUGGUGUCAUCUUUGACGAGAACGAGCUACCAUCAGAGAUACACCCAGCGGGUCUGUCCCUGCAGAGACAAUGGUAUCUGUACGACAAAAUUCGGGAGUUUUGUCCAGAACAGGAUAGAGACGUCACAUGUCCUCUUCCAUCUCAUCCUCGACCGUUCAGCAGACAGAACACCCCCCAACGUGAAAUCAGUCCCACUCCCACUCCACCAUCGUCCCCGUUGUCACCUGCUCCACCUCCACCUAAGAGGCAGCGUGUAUGCGGAAUUUGCAGGACAGUGGGACAUGACAAGAGGAACUGUCCCUCGAAUUGAGCUCUCACAACCCUUUAAACCUUUUUUUUUUAGUUCUUCUAAGAACUGCCAACAAACAAAAGAAUUUGCUGUGUACAACAGAAGGGGUGCGUACAUUUAAUAGCCUCACCUACAACAUUAUCGAAGGGGUGCGUAAAAUUAAAUACACACAGUCUUAUACUACUUCAUGAUGAGGCAUCAAGCAACUUACCCUUACAUGAUGAGCACACCUUCAUGAUGGGCACAGGAUCAGAGUGUUCUAAAUUCAUACAAGAUAAUUUUUAUAAAAUUUAAUAAAAAACUUUGUAUAAGCAUCUCUAGCUCUACAGCUUAAAUAUUCACACAAAAGUUCUCUCUUUUUGCUUACCCAUAAUUAUUGUCUUGUGA
Messenger RNA from Halichondria panicea, 3850 nucleotides. RefSeq lists its product as uncharacterized. The transcript has 7 exons. Bases 1076 to 3484 code for a protein of 802 amino acids. Lineage: Eukaryota; Metazoa; Porifera; Demospongiae; Suberitida; Halichondriidae. The record is from RefSeq and is a predicted model, not a curated record.